Messenger RNA from Chrysochloris asiatica (Cape golden mole), 4350 nucleotides. RefSeq names its product tensin 3 (gene TNS3). NCBI's taxonomy places the organism in Eukaryota, Metazoa, Chordata, Mammalia, Afrosoricida, Chrysochloridae. The record is from RefSeq and is a predicted model, not a curated record. The coding region runs from base 1 to 4350 and encodes 1449 amino acids. Gene Ontology annotation, biological process: dephosphorylation. The transcript has 26 exons. Gene Ontology annotation, molecular function: protein binding; phosphatase activity.
AUGGAGGACGGCUAUGAGCUGGACCUCACGUAUAUCACAGAGCGCAUCAUCGCUGUCUCCUUCCCUGCCAGCAGCUCUGAGGAGUCUUAUCUCCAUAACCUGCAGGAAGUCACAUGCAUGCUCAAGUCCAAGCACGGCGACAACUAUCUGGUAUUAAACCUUUCUGAAAAGAGAUAUGAACUUACAAAGCUUAAUCCUAAGACAAUGGACGUGGGCUGGCCAGACAUGCAUGCUCCGCCUCUUGAUAAGAUGUGCACCAUAUGCAAAGCCCAGGAGUCGUGGCUCAACAGUGACCCCCAGCACGUGGUGGUUAUCCACUGUCGGGGCGGGAAAGGACGCAUAGGAGUGGUCAUAUCAUCCUACAUGCACUUCACCAAUGUUUCCGCCAGUGCCGACCAAGCCCUCGAUCGAUUUGCAAUGAAGAAAUUUUACGAUGAUAAAGUAUCUGCUUUAAUGCAACCAUCCCAAAAACGGUACGUGCAGUUCCUCAGUGGUCUCCUGUCUGGCUCAGUGAAAAUGAAUGCCUCCCCGCUGUUCCUGCAUUGCGUCAUCCUGCACGGUAUCCCCAACUUUGACACAGGUGGAGUGUGCCGGCCCUUUCUGAAGCUCUAUCAAGCCAUGCAGCCCUUGUACACGUCGGGGAUAUACAACAUCAGUCCGGAAAACCAGAACAGAGUCUGUAUCACCAUCGAACCUGCGCAGCUUCUGAAAGGGGACAUCAUGGUGAAGUGUUACCACAAGAAGUACCGCUCUGCUACCCGCGACGUCAUCUUCCGCUUGCAGUUUCACACUGGAGCUGUCCAGGGUUAUGGGCUCGUGUUUGGGAAGGAAGAGCUGGAUGACGCCAGCAAAGAUGACCGUUUUCUUGACUAUGGGAAAAUCGAAUUCGUUUUCUCCGCCACUCCUGAGAAAAUCCAAGGCUCUGAACAUGUGCGCAACGACCAUGGAGUGACUGUUGACUACAAUACUGCAGACCCACUGAUUCGCUGGGACUCCUAUGAGAACCUGAGUAUGGAUGGAGAAGUGCUGCACUUGCAGGGACCCAUCGAUGGUAGCCUCUAUGCUAAGGUGAGGAAGAAGAGCACCUCUGACCCCAGCAUCCCAGGUGGUCCCCAGGCUGUCCCAGUCAACCAUAGUCCAGACCACAGCGACCACACCCUGUCUGUCAGCAGUGACUCUGGUCACUCCACUGCCUCAGUCAGGACUGAUAAGACAGAAGAGCACCUGGCUCCCAGCACCAAGAGAGGACUGAGCCCCCAAGAGAAGGCUGAGCUUGACCAGCUCCUCAGCCGCUUUGGCCUAGAAGAGUCUGGAAGCUCACUGAAGGCUAUGACUGAUGCUCAAAGCAAGUAUAGUGGAACCCGCCAUGUUGUGCCAGCCCAGGUCCAUGUUAAUGGGGAUGCCAAGUUACCAGACAGGGAAACAGAUAUCUUGGAUGAUGAGAUGCCCCACCAUGACCUGCACAGUGUGGACAGCCUUGGUACACUGUCCUCCUCAGAAGGGCAACCCUUGGCUCACCUUGGCGCCUUCACCUGCCACAAGAGCAGCCAAAAUUCCCUCUUGUCGGAUGGCUUUGGCAGCAACACUGGUGAAGACCUGCCUGGUGUUCUGGGUCCAGACCUAGGCAUUAGUAUGGACCUGAUCUAUGAGCGAUCCUUUGGAAACCGAGAGCCCAGGCAACUGCCAACCGUGCUGAGGAAGCCUUGUGUGUCAGCACAAAUGCAAACCUAUGGGCAGAGCGGCUACUCCACACAGACCUGGGUGCGCCAGCAGCAGAUGGUGGCUGCACACCAGUACAACUUCACAUCCGAUGGGGAGAGCAAGCUCGUCAGCCGCAGCACAGCCGACAACGCUGGUCAUGUCCCAGCCCUGCCUAGAGUGUCUGUUACUCCUACCCAUGCACCCAGUACCAGGGUGACCAUCCAGAAGGGUGUAGGCAGUGGGCCAAAUUCCCCAGACAUACAGCUGCCCCUUCCCAGAAAAACAUUCAAACCCAGAUUUACGGGUGAAAAUGCCACGAAUGGGGUUGAACUGGACCUGAAUGUGGUCCUCUCACCAGGCUCCCCCACCCUGGACAUUGACCAGUCCAUUGAGCAACUCAACAGGCUCAUCUUGGAACUGGACCCCACAUUUGAGCCCAUCCCAACCCACAUGAAUGUGCUGGGGUGUCAAACCAAGACUGCUGUGCCCACAGGCGGGAUAGACAGCCAGUUCCGGGCCAGUGGCAAGCUUCAGGACCCAGGAGAGGGUCCCAGCAGGAUGCCUGGGAGGCAAGGCUCUAUAGGGGAUGACUCCUUGGAUGGAAGACUCCGGAAGCUGAGCCUGGGGCAGUAUAAUAGUGAUGUUGAUCAACAGCCAUCCUUUUCCAAAUGCAGUUGGGGAAAGACCACCGGUAUGGACCAAGAUCCAAGUCUUACAUCUUUCCUUUCUUCAGCGGACACCAAAGAGACAGUAAUAUCCAGUUACCCUUCAGACAUGGAUGUGAUUGACGGCAGGAUCUUCUCUCCACCCAAAAAUGGCAAUGAGUCAGCGUCUUCAACACCGGUAUUUCCUGUGUCACCAGAAACGCAUGUGAAGACGCCGCUCCACUAUCCUCAGUUCAGCCCCUCUGAGCCACAGAUGAGCAACCCUGCCAGUCAGUACAAAGGCGCACAGGACUCGCAUGGCUCCCCGGAGGCUCUAAAUCAUUCUGUGGGGAUGUCAGAGGACCCGAACAGACCCAAACCCACAGUGCUCUGGACUGAUAUGCCAACUACGCCUUCCUUUCAGCAGGCAUUUACAUCUGCCUGCACAAUUUCAACCACCAACCCUGUCCAGAAAAGAGAGAGCCCUUCUUCUGCAGAACAGCAGUGGUUGGAGACUAGCCCUAACUCCAGGCUUUCCAUGUUGGGGAGCAGCCUACCAGCAGGAGGUCUCAUUGGCCCCUCAGAGUUUUCCUGCCCCAUGAAGGACUCUUCAGUGCUGCCCCAUUUUCCGACUUCAGAGCUCCAGGGCUCUUUCAACAGCCAUCAGCUUUCCCAGAGGGAACUACCAUCGGAAAUUCUGGUCACCCAGAGCGGCCCUGCCUUCUUGAGCUUUAGUGGAACUGCUAUGGGGAGCAGCCUUCCAUCCGGGGAGACUCCAGGAAGCCUGCUGGCUCAUUCCCAGGGAGCCUCCCCAGCCCCUGGUGCCCCACUGAGCACAGCAGUGGUUAGUGACAACAACUUCCUGCCCCAUCACUUCCUCACAGCUGUACCAGAACAUGUUGGUCAGCACAGCUCAGCCCUACAGGGCCCAGGGCUGACCCUGCCCCUGCAGCCACCCCUUCCAGAGAAGAAGCGAGCCUCAGAGGGAGACCGGUCCUUUGGCUCCAUUUCCCCUUCCUCCAGUGGCUUCUCCAGCCCCCACAGUGGGAGCACUAUCAGCAUUCCUUUCCCAAACAUCCUUCCGGAUUUCUCUAAAGCUUCAGAAACAGGAUCGCCUUUGCCAGAUAAUCCAGGUGAUAAACAUGUGACAGUGAAGUUUGUUCAAGACACAUCCAAGUUCUGGUAUAAGCCAGAUAUUUCACGUGAAGAAGCCAUUGCCAUGUUGAAGGACAAGGAGCCAGGCUCAUUCAUCGUGCGGGACAGCCAUUCCUUCCGUGGUGCCUAUGGCCUAGCUAUGAAAGUGGCCACUCCUCCACCUUCAGUCUUGCAAUUGAACAAGAAAGCUGGAGAUUUGGCCAAUGAACUUGUUCGGCACUUUUUGAUUGAGUGUACCCCAAAAGGAGUGCGGUUGAAAGGAUGCCCAAAUGAGCCAUACUUCGGAAGUCUGACAGCUUUGGUGUAUCAACAUUCAAUCACCCCCUUGGCUUUGCCCUGCAAACUGCUUAUUCCAGACCGAGAUCCAUUGGAGGAUAUAACAGAAAACUCUCCCCAAACAGCUGCCAACUCAGCAACUGAGCUGUUGAAACAGGGGGCAGCCUGCAAUGUGUGGUACCUGAACUCUGUGGAAAUGGAGUCCCUCACAGGCCACCAAGCAGUGCAGAAGGCCCUGAGCAUCUCUUUGGUCCAGGAACCGCCUCCCAUCUCCACGGUCGUCCACUUCAAGGUGUCUGCACAGGGCAUCACACUGACGGACAAUCAGAGGAAGCUCUUCUUCCGGAGACACUACCCUGUUAAUAGCGUGAUCUUCUGUGCUUUGGAUCCACAAGACAGAAAGUGGAUCAAAGAUGGCCCUUCCUCAAAGGUCUUUGGGUUUGUGGCCCGAAAGCAGGGCAGCACCACUGACAACGUGUGUCACCUAUUUGCAGAACAUGACCCUGAGCAACCAGCUAGUGCCAUCGUGAACUUUGUAUCAAAGGUCAUGAUUGGGUCCCCAAAGAAGAUCUAA